Messenger RNA from Didymodactylos carnosus, 2553 nucleotides. The record is from the annotation of a GenBank genome assembly. Lineage: Eukaryota; Metazoa; Rotifera; Eurotatoria; Philodinida; Philodinidae.
AUGGUGCUAAUUUGCUCUUAUAACCGCUGUUUUGUCAAAUCUACACAAUUGAUCACAAUUAUAUAUAUCCUGUUAUAUGUAAUCAAACUUAUAUCAGCUGAUAAUGAAAUCAACGUCAAUAAUAACGAAAAACUCGUAUUAGAAAAUUCAUCAUCCAUUCCAGUAGAUGAGCAAUCGAAUGAAGAUAAUCAUGUGUUAAACCUAACAACAACAAUUAAUCAUGAAGAUGAAAUCACGAACAUAUCUAACAAUCCACUAUCUCCGGAUAAGGAAGAGCUUACUGUCAUAGACAGUAAUGCUGAUUCACUCCCAUUGAUAGAAGAAGCUGAGAGGACUAUCAUCAAAAAUUUAGCGAAUACUAUUCAUUCGACCGAUGAAACUAUUGAAAAUGCUAGUCCAAUACAAAAAGAACAAACAGUGCAAACAACUUCAGUCAUAGAAGAAGAAUUUACAAGCACAACAACUACAGCAACUUCUGAGGAACAUCAACAAAAUGUGAAUACAUCCACUUUAUCUAAAAAAAAACCUGUCAGUUUAAUUAUGACUAUAUCAUUGAUGAUCACUUAUUGUUAUGUUGUUUUAAAAGAAGUGGAUGGUCAAGCACCAUCUGAUAUAUCUGCGUCGUUGCAAGCAACUUUAACGUCAUCACAAGCAACAAAAAAAUCAAAAUUACGAAAAAAUUUUGCUAGUUCAUCGUGUGGAGCAAAAAUUUUGGCUAAUAAUCCAGAAUCAUCAAAUACCGCAUCAAUAUUAUUCUCAUCACCGGAUGAAUAUAUGUUGAAUCCUUGUAAUGCUAAAAUAUGGUUUGUACUUGAAUUAUGUGAAUCAAUUCGUAUUCUUAAUAUUGAAAUAGCCAAUUUUGAAUUAUUUUCAAGUGUACCAAAAACAGUUCGUGUAUCUGCUAGUGAUAGAUAUCCGACAAAAGAUUGGCAACGUUAUCAAUUGGGAACAUUUAAUUGUACAUUUAAUCGUACGAUUCAAAGUUUUCAAACAGCACAGUUUAAUACAUAUUUAAAAUAUGUUCGAUUUGAAUUAGUCGAUUUUUAUGGUCGAGAACAUUUUUGUCCAUUGAGUAUAGUUCGUGUACAUGAUGAAAUAAUGACGAUGGAAGAAAAUAAUGGUCUUGUAGAUAAAAGGGAAGAAAUCACUAAACAUUUGGCUGAUCUCGAUGAUGAUUCUAACGAUGAACAACAACCAUCAUCUGUUAUUGGUUCAGCUAUCAUUGAUCUAGCAAAAAAAGUAUUUAAUUUACAUCAUCCAACACAACAAGAACAGUCUUCAACAAUAAAUCCCAUUUUAUCUAGUACUACAACUAGACCAUUAUUGCCAGCUGAGUUAGAUCCAUUGAAAAAUUCGAACUAUAAUAAAUGUAAUAGUGUAUCUUCAACAAGAAAUGUUACCAACAAAAAAUAUUCACUUUUAUCUUUUUUAAAACAAUGUGUCUCUCUACUAUUUGGUAGAGAAAUAAAUAGUUGUAUAGAACCAAUUGUAUUCUGUUCAUUGCAUAAUACAUGUUGUCAGUGUUACAUAAAUAAUACUCAAUUUAAUAAUUCAAAUUUGACAACGCCCAAUUUAUUAUCUCAUCAAUGUGGAUAUUAUUAUUUAUUAACAAUAAGGCAUUCAUUAAAUAAACAAGUGAAUACAUCAUAUUCAUCUCAGAAAACAAUGAUUAAUUUAAAUGAGUUUAACGUUCAAAAUAAAACGAAUUUAACCAAUAAUACAUCAUCAACACUAGUUCACAAUCUCAAAGCAAAUGAUAAUUCAACAAAGAAUGUGACAUUAACAAACAACGCUCAAGAAAAUGUUCAAGAUGUAUUAACAAGCACAAAUGCUCCUCCAUCAGAGGAUUCAAUUCUGUCUGAUAGUCCAUUGAUUAAUGACUAUCAUCAUCCUAAUACGACAAUAGUCGAACCAUUAUUAUCAAUUCUACCAUCUGUACCCCUGAACACUUCGAACGAUUUAAACAUCGAUACAGAAUAUUUAGACGAUAGUUUGCGAUCAAAUAUAUCUAAUAGUAUAAUAGAAACAGUGAAUGUCACAAUAUCCACUCUAAUUAAUGACACAGAGUUGUCAACAUUGAGUAGAUCAUCAAGUUCUGUUAUUAACGGUGAGUCGAUACCUUCAACAGUAGUAAGCCCAUGGUUAAAAGGACUUUUAAUGAAUACAAAAACAUUACCAGAAUUACUUAAAAUAAUUGAAAAACUCAAUUUUAAUUUAACAUUGAGUAACAGAUAUUUAGAAGAACUUAGUCAACAUUAUUUAAAAAAAUUGGAUGAAACACAGCUUGUCAUUGAUUUGCUAUCGAUUGCAUCAAAAGCUGCUGAUGAAAAAUUAAAAGAGUAUGGUAAAAACAUUGAAGAAUUUCAACAUAGUCAUACGAUUUUAAAUGAUAAAAUUCUUAAAAUUGAAUAUUCGACAAUUGUAAUUGUUUUUAUUCUUGUAUUCAUGUUUUUGUGGUGUGUAUUCUGUACAUAUCGUCUCAUUCGAUUACAACGAAUUAUUGAUGUGCAUUUAUCGUUGAUCGAUAUUAACAAUCAAUCAAAAAUCGGUUAG